This is a messenger RNA of Pan troglodytes (chimpanzee), 6978 nucleotides long. RefSeq names its product KN motif and ankyrin repeat domains 4 (gene KANK4). Gene Ontology annotation, molecular function: protein binding. Lineage: Eukaryota; Metazoa; Chordata; Mammalia; Primates; Hominidae. The coding region runs from base 1871 to 4858 and encodes 995 amino acids. The transcript has 11 exons. Gene Ontology annotation, biological process: negative regulation of actin filament polymerization. The record is from RefSeq and is a predicted model, not a curated record. Gene Ontology annotation, cellular component: cytoplasm; cytoskeleton.
GAGGCCUGGAGGCUAUGGGAAUAGCAGAGUGCUCCCUCGACAUAUAAGAAAGUGGCUGGAGAGGUCGCCUGUGUUCAGAGCUUCUGGGAUUGUAGAUAAGUUCAGUUCACAAACUUUAUGGAGCAGUUAGCCUGUGAUGCUGGCCAGGAGACAGAUACAGAAGCAGCAAUUAGAAUAUGAUGUCACAUGUUGCAGUAGCAAGCAGACAGGGACAGUCGCAGCUGGAAGGAUGGUCACUGCACUUGGGGAUGUCUGAGUGGAGGAACUGGACGGGCAGAGAAAGUGAACAGCAUUCCAGGUAGAAUGUGGGGUCUUGCAGGCAAGGCAUGGCUCUGGAGGAAAACCUCUCACCUAUCUGUCCUGGAUAAGGAAGAAUUUAUCCCAGGAGAGGGAAAGAAAGUGCUUAUCUUGCUCACAUAGAUAGACCAGAGGGGAAGGGCAGAUGGCUGGAAAGGCGUCGGACCUGGUAACAUGGAGGGCUUUUCUUCCAUCUGCAUCUUAGAGAAAUGCUGCGUGCCUCCAGCUGUUCUCUAGCCAGUUUAGAAAGGAUAGUCAAUGAUCAUUUGAAGUGUAUCAGAGAAGCAGUUUGCUCCGCAGUAUAUUUUUUCUAUACCCUUAGAGUUCAAGGUAUACUUUGGAUUCUUUUUUUAUUCUGAUGAUUGGUCUGCGUACUCAGCUAACUGGAAAAAUACUUUUACCAGUUGAGAAAAGUGAUGUUGGUAUUCCAUAGACUUGCCUACCACCACGUCAUCCUGUGUACUUUGCAAAGUCUCCUAACCUCCAUCUUGAGCAAGAGUCUCUAGAAUCUUCCAAGAAAAGUAAGGAACUUGAUCCAGGGCAAUGGGAAGAACAGAGAACUUUACCCCCAGGACACUCUGCUCUUGGAUGACCCAAGAGAAACCACUUAGACUGUCUCUCAUUUUCUUCACCUUUACAAUGGGGAGAUUCAUCCCUGGUCUGGCUGCUUCAAGCAUUGAUGCAAGGAUAAAUGAGACACAGGACGGAAAGUGCUUUGCAAGUGUACCAGGCUCGAUGCAGGCAGCGUUUCAGGGUGACACUCCUUGCCAGCAUCAAUUUCAGCAUGGGUUAGACAGGAACCUGCUCUGGUCUUGGAAGGCACAUCCAGACAGUCAGUGUCAGUGAAGGUCAGGGCUGCAUGUGAUGUGUCUUACUGUGAGGCUUCAUUUCCCAGCACAGCCUCACUUGGUUAGAGCACCAGGAGGCGAAGGAACAAGGUCCCUCUAAUCCUUUUACUGAGUCUGCAUAAAGGAACCGAGACGCUUUCCUGGCCCCUCUUGGACCAUCCCCGCUCCUUCAGGUCCGGGAGCAGCACAGGGUUUGGAGAGUGUAGAGUCUGGUGCCUGCACCUCACACCUGUCUCUGCUCCUAAGAACUGCAGCAGCUUUGGGCUGUAGGAAGACCCUCCACUGUGCUUGCCCGGGACACUCUGAAACCUUGCUCCUCUGGCAGCUGCCUGCUCCCUGGCUCCUGCAUCCCGCCUCUCGGAGUCUCUGGUCUGCGCUGCAGUUAGAAACCCUGCCUGGAAGUGGAUCCACUGAACAGUAAUUUGGUCGUCACAGCAGGUCGGCAGGAGGUGAGCCCACUGGAGAACUCAGUUGGCAGAAUCUUUCUCAGUGCUUCUCACCUCCUCUGGUGUCCCGGCUUCGGCCCUCUCAAUGUUUAGAAGCAGCGGUCAGAUGCCUCCUGCUUCUUGGCACAGGGAAUAUUUGCACUUGAAAGGCCGGGGUCCUGGGAUGGGGAAACAGGAAGCUCUCAUCAUCUUGGCAUGAUCAGUCCAAGAACCUUCAACAAGUUUUACAGACUCAUUGGAUGAAGAGUGCCUGAGACACUGAGGGUCAGCGCUCCAAAGAUGGAGAAGACAGAUGCCAAAGACCAGUCCUCUCAGGGGGAUGAAGAGAAAGACCCUCCGAAGAGCCACCCUUAUUCUGUGGAGACCCCAUAUGGCUUUCAUUUAGACCUGGACUUCCUCAAGUAUGUGGAUGACAUCGAGAAGGGAAACACUAUCAAAAGAAUUCCUAUCCACAGAAGGGCCAAGCAGGCCAAAUUUAGCACUCUGCCCCGAAACUUCAGCCUUCCUGACAGUGGGGCUCGCCCCCCUGCAGCCCCGCCCCUCCAAAACUGGUCUCCCGUGGUGCCAAGGAAGGCAUCACUUGGGACACAGGAGCAAAACCAGUCACCGCCGCUUGGUAAUGCCCCCCAGGCCUCAACAAGCAGGAGUGAGGUGAGCUACCACAGGAGGGCUCUGUUGGCAGAGGCCACCAGGCAGUUGGAAGCUGCUGAGCCAGAGGAUGCCGAGCUCACUUUUGGGAGUGGACGGCCCCAGCUCUUGAGAGCAUCCAGCAUGCCUGCCACGCUGCUGCACAGCAGGGCUUCUGAGGAGCCAGGCCUGAGCCUGGGGCCCCCUGCCCCUCCUGCCCUCCCUCCCCUUCAGGGUGAAGGCAGUGUCUGUGAUGGCACCUUUGAACCUGCAGAAGGAUUGGCAGGUUUCCACAGCUCCAGCCCACGAGCAUCAACUCGGAUUCCAGAGCUGGUCCAGGAGGGAGCUGAGCCUCCAGAGGGCAUGGUGAAGGUUCCAAAUCACCUCCCUCUCCCAGGCCCUCCUUUCUCAUUCCAGAAUGCGCUUGUAGUUCUAGAGGACAAGGAAGAUGAACACAAUGCCAGAGAAGCAGAGGUGUUGUUCACCCCUGGCUCCCCUACGCCAAGCCCGCCACCUCUGCCAUCACCCAUCCCUGAGAAUGAGCUCCUCCUGGAAGAAAUCGAGCUCAACAUCAGCGAGAUUCCACCCCCGCCACCUGUAGAGGUGGACGUGAGAAGCAUUGGCAUCAGGGUAACUGAGGAAAGCCUGGGCCUUGCCAGGGUGGAUGCAGGCAGCAUCUCCAGCCUGAAACAGCAGGUCUCGGCCCUGGAGGGAGAGUUGUCUGGAAGAACCGAGGAACUGGCACAGAUCAGAGCUGCUCUCCAGCAGCAGGAGGAGGAAAUCGAAGCUAGGGAGCAAAGAAUUCGAGAGCUGGAGUUCACUGUAGCCCAACUGGAAGGACAGUUUCACCAAGAGAACGCCAAAGACACUCAGGGCCAGACGGAUGCGAUGGUGAACACUGACCCUGUCCAUGGACUCUUGACCAGGGAGUCGUGUGAUAAGGGCAUUGAAGUCAACCUUCUAGGCAGCAUGGAGUCUGAAAGCUGGGGGCACCGAGGAGAGGAGAAUGGCCUCCUAUGGGGGCCAGAUGGUCAUAAACAAGGGAAUCAGAGCCCAGCAGAACGUGUGCUUCUGCCCCAGCUGUCACUGCCACAGGGACCUGAGCAGGUCCUUACCUCCUCUGUACAUAGCUUCCUCUCCACUGAACUCAGGAUUGAAGAAGCAGGCACUGAACAGGAAGGAGGCCCUCAGGGAGGAACCAGGGGAGCAGGAGGCUUUCUGUGGGGCAGCGACAGAAAGACUCCCCCAGCAGGGAGGGAGGAGGCCAGUUCCAAUCUCCCAGGGAAGGAGCACCGGGGAAGGCCACCAAGCUCGCCAACAGAUGCCACUAUUGGGCAGUAUGUGAAGAAGAUCCAGGAGCUCCUGCAGGAGCAGUGGAACUGCCUGGAGCACGGGUACCCGGAGCUGGCCAGCGCCAUCAAGCAGCCAGCCUCCAAGCUCAGCAGCAUCCAGAGCCAGCUGCUGAGCUCCCUCAACCUGCUGCUGUCGGCCUACUCGGCCCAGGCUCACCCACCCAAGGAGCCGCCGGCCUCCUCCUCCUCCCCGCCAGUGGAGAUCUCCCCAUCGACCAGCCUUAAAUCCAUAAUGAAAAAGAAAGACUAUGGCUUCCGUGCAGGAGGUAAUGGGACCAAAAAGAACCUUCAGUUUGUUGGGGUUAACGGUGGGUAUGAGACCACCUCAAGUGAGGAGACCAGCGGUGAGGACAGCACCCCAGAGGACUUGUCUGACAGCGAGGCAGAGAAGAAGUGUGACGGCCCAGAUCACAAGCAUGUCAAAGAUGCCCAUCUCACCUGCGAGGCUGGGCAGGGCAUCCCUGAGGGCACCUGCCAUGCUGCCCAGGAAAGUGGGCCUGGGGAAGAAGUCCCCCACUCCAAGGCCGAGAGAUAUAAACCCUCAGAAGAAUUUCUUAAUGCAUGCCGGGCACUGAGCCAGCAUCUGCCAGAAACUGGGACCACCACGGACCAGCUCUUGAGGCAAAGCUUGAACACCAUCAGUCAAGAGUGGUUCCGCGUCUCCAGCCGGAAGUUGUCUAGCCCUGUUGUGGUGGCCUCCUACCUCCACGAGGUCCAGCCUCACUCCCCACACUUCCUGAAGCUGCUUGUCAACUUGGCCGAUCGCAACGGGAACACGGCCCUUCACUACAGCGUGUCCCACUCCAACUUCUCCAUCGCGAAGCUGCUGCUGGAGACAGGCGUCUGCAAUGUGGACCAUCAGAACAAAGCUGGCUACACUGCCGUAAUGAUCACUCCCUUGGCUUCCGCAGAGACCAGUGAAGACAUGGCUGUUGUCUGGAAGCUCUUAAGAGAAGGAAAUGUGAACAUUCAAGCUACUCAGGGAGGCCAGACUGCGCUGAUGCUGGGAGUCAGCCACGACAGGGAGGACAUGGUUCAAGCGCUGCUUAGCUGCCAGGCAGAUGUCAAUCUGCAGGACCACGAUGGAUCCUCGGCCCUCAUGCUGGCCUGUCACCAUGGCAACGUGGACCUGGUGCGGCUGCUCCUGGCACACCCAGCCUGCGACAGCAGCCUGACUGACAAGGCUGGCCGCACAGCUUUGUCCAUCGCUCUGAAGUCACCCACCCAUAUGGAAAUUGCUGGGCUUCUGAGAGCCCACGCGGAGCAGGGCAGGUCCCUGGGGCUGUAGGGGCUGCAGAAGAACUGGCCGUGGGGAACAAAAGCCUUCUUCUCUGGACUCCUCCCUCGCCCUUGAAGAGGGCAGAGGUCACAGGCCAGAGAGCCACCCCUCUAGAGAAGAAACUAUGUCAAAUAUGCACAUACAUUCCUGUUGUAUAAUUCUGCUCAUUAGGAUGCUUUGUAGUUUUUGCCUUAGGCCAAGCCCCAAAACUACACGGGCUUCAGAGCAGGGUUCAAGGUGCAAAGUGAGGGGUACAUCGGUGUCAUCCAAACAUCCAAAACAUCUUCAGCCUUGAAUUCCUCAUGACUCUACCCUCUGUAACAUUGUGUAGCAAGCAGGCAGGCAGGAGCACAUUAGCACAUUAGAAAAGCAAUACUUUUUACAUGGAAUUUUAAAGUGCACUAUCUUUUUGUUUUUUAAGCAAGUGUAUACAAAUAUGUCCCAUUGAUAUGCAUGUCUAUAGAUGGGAGGGGAUUUAAGCCAACCCCCUGGCAAGCAUUCUGUAGGGAACCCUAGAAGAAUCACCAUGCAGACUGGUGAAACUGAACAAGCACCAUUUGGGAGCUUUGUUUCGAUGGGGUUGACGGAGAAAUCUUAAAAUCUGACAGGGUAGAAGAAGCACUUUGGCAUCAAUGCCAUAUGUACAGUCUUGACUAUUUCUGAGUCAUCUAGUGGCUCCAAUUUGCUCCAGGGAAAUCGGAAUUAAUUAAGAAAUUUAUUAUCUAGUAAGUUGCUAUGUAAUAAAGAAAACAAAGAAAUUCAAUCUUUGUUGACACACACCACAUGUAUUUGGGCAGAGUCAGAUUCUCUCAGCUAUUUUGAGUCUGUGGAAGAAACAAAAAAAAGCUUCCUCCUGAGGAUGGGUUAUUGUCAUCAAGAAGCCACCUGCAUAGCCGUAUCCAUUAUCUCAUGGUAAUUCCCGGUGCUUUCCCCUCAUAUCCCCUAGAAGCAAAUAUCUGUUCUGAGGUUUUUUGGGACUUCUGGCUGCAAUAGGAGCAAGGGACCCAGGCAGGGCAGAGCAAUACCUUCCGAAGCUUCCAUAUUCCCUGGGGCCAGCACAUGCAAGGUUUAUAUGGUCAGUAGCUCACGUGAAGUCAUCUGAAUCUUUCUUAAAUCUGCUCUUUCUUAAAAUCUCUUAUGCAAAAAAAAAAAAAAAAGCCCCUUAUAUAAAAAGAAGUAAUGUCAAAGUUUGAUGAGCUUUACCUUGGAAACUCAAAAGCUUGCAUUCUCAUUUUGGCUCGGAUGCCAAUUUGCUGGGUGCCCCUGUGGUGAGUCAUGAAACCUCCUUGGGCCGCAAUUUCAUCAUCUCUAAAAACAGAAAUGAUCAUACAACCUACCUCCUGGGAGGUGCUGCACAAGAAGCAGCUGAUGGAAGUUUCAAAAUCCAAUUUGUGGCCGGGCGCGGUGGUUCACACCUGUAAUCCCAGCACUUUGGGAGGGGCCGAGGCAGGUGGAUCACCUGAGGUCGGGAGUUUGAGACCAGCCUGACAUACAUGGAGAAACCCCGUCUCUACUAAAAAUACAAAAAUUAGCUGGGGAGUGGUGGCAGGCGCCUGUAAUUCCAGCUACUUGGGAGGCUGAGGCAGGAGAAUCACUUGAACCCAGGAGGCGGAGGUUGCAGUGAGCCGAGAUCGUGCCAUUGCACUCCAGCCUGGGUAACGAGCGAAACUCUGUCUCAAAAAAAAAAAAAAAAAAAAAAGUCCAAUUUGUAACCCAUUAAGGCCAUCUACAGCAAUGGUACAGCAAACUUCUUUUGCCAUUGUGAUUCAUAAGAGAGGCUCAGAGUCCCAGAACACAAUGACAUGUGUUGAUGCAACUCAGAGGUGGAGAGAAUGGAGCAAAUAAUGAGAAAAAAAAUGCUUUAAAUGAGUUUAUUUUGACCUCAAAAUACAUUGUAAGAGCAACAUCCUACGUUAAUAAAUGUUCUAGCCCGGUGCUUCACGAACAUUUAUGUGCAUACAAAUCACCUGGGAUCUUGUUAGAAGGCAGUAGGUCUGGGGUGGGGCCUGAGAUUCUGCAUUUCUAACCAGGUCCUGGGAGAUGCUGAUGCUAUCGAGCCACAACCACACUUUGAGUAGCAAGCCUCUGGCCUAUCCUUAUUGUUUGUUAUAUUAAAAUGCUGCCUCUCA